UUUUUAAUUUCCCUCUCAUCUUCUUCUUUCUUCUUCCCCUAUAAAUCCAAGGCAGAGGAUUUCGGUUUUCAAAUUAAAUUUCAAUUAUACCAAGUCCUUUCCCUCAAUUAAUUCCCCCAAAAAUUUCCCCCUCAAUUUCGAUCUCCUUCUUCUCCAGUACUAGUACCUAUCGUCCCAACCAGCUGUAUCCAUCCAUCUACCUAUACUUACAAUUCAAACUUACACUAUUUUUGUGUUAAUUUUGGAAAAUGUUCCGAUUGCAGCGAGAAAAGAUCAGAAAAAGAUUUUGACACUUCAGUUAAUUUUGAUUUUUUCUUGUCAAUUUUGCAAUUGCCGUGGAAGAAUUUAUAGUGGAUACAAAGGGCAGAGAAACCGUUUCAUUUUUUUCUGUAUUUAGGGUUUUUGGAUUUUGGUGUUGUGUGUACUUCUGUUUUCCUAUGGCCGAUGUGUUUUCUAUUAUUCCGGCGGCGGUUUUGCGUAAUUUGUCGGAUAAGCUUUAUGAGAAACGGAAGAAUGCGGCGCUUGAGGUGGAAGGGAUAGUGAAACAAUUGGCAGUGGCCGGGGAGCAUGAUAAGAUUGCGGCGGUGAUUAAUUUGUUGGUUAAUGAGUUCACAAACUCCCCGCAGGCUAAUCACCGAAAGGGAGGUUUGAUAGGAUUGGCAGCUGCUACUGUGGGUUUGACUUCUGAAGCGGCCCAGCAUCUUGAGCAAAUUGUACCACCAGUGCUAAACUCCUUUUCUGAUCAAGAUAGCAGAGUUCGUUAUUAUGCUUGUGAAGCUCUAUAUAACAUAGCAAAGGUUGUAAGGGGAGAUUUUAUUGUGUUCUUUAAUCAAAUUUUUGACGCAUUAUGUAAGCUUUCCGCAGAUUCAGAUGCCAAUGUACAGAGUGCUGCCCAUCUUUUAGACAGACUAGUGAAGGACAUAGUCACAGAGAGUGAUCAAUUCAGCAUUGAAGAAUUUAUCCCAUUGCUAAGGGAACGAAUGAAUGUCCUCAAUCCCUAUGUCCGCCAAUUCUUGGUGGGAUGGAUCACCGUAUUGGACAGUGUUCCUGAUAUAGAUAUGUUGGGUUUCCUCCCUGAUUUUCUUGAUGGACUAUUCAAUAUGCUAAGUGAUUCUAGCCAUGAGAUACGCCAACAAGCUGAUUCUGCACUUUCAGAAUUUCUUACAGAAAUCAAGAAUUCUCCAUCUGUAGAUUAUGGUCGCAUGGCUGAGAUAUUGGUACAGAGAGCUGCUUCCCAGGAUGAGUUUACUCGGUUGACUGCUAUUACUUGGAUAAAUGAGUUUGUAAAGCUUGGUGGGGAUCAGCUUGUUCCUUACUAUGCUGAUAUUCUGGGAGCUAUUCUUCCAUGCAUAUCUGAUAAAGAAGAGAAAAUAAGAGUUGUUGCUCGUGAAACAAAUGAAGAACUUCGAGCAAUUAAGGCUGAUCCUGCUGAAGGAUUUGAUGUGGGAGCAAUCCUCUCGGUUGCAAGGAGGCACUUGUCUACUGAAUGGGAGGCAACACGUAUUGAAGCAUUGCAUUGGAUUUAUACCCUCUUAAAUAGACACCGUACAGAGGUUCUGGCAUUCCUGAAUGAUGUUUUUGAUACACUUCUCAAGGCAUUAUCAGAUCCAUCCGAUGAGGUAGUCCUUCUGGUGCUUGAAGUGCAUGCAUGCAUAGCCAAGGAUCCACACCAUUUCCGUCAGCUCGUCGUGUUUUUAGUUCAUAACUUUCGGGUUGACAAUUCUCUCCUAGAGAGACGUGGUGCUUUGAUAAUCCGCCGGCUGUGUGUUCUUUUAGAUGCUGAAAGAGUUUACCGGGAGCUAUCUACAAUUCUUGAAGGAGAAUCUGAUCUGGAUUUUGCGUCUAUUAUGGUUCAGGCUUUGAAUUUAAUUUUGCUUACAUCAUCUGAGUUGUCUGGUCUUCGAGACCUUUUGAAACAAUCAUUGGUUACUGCUGCUGGAAAAGACUUGUUUCUUUCUUUAUAUGCCUCAUGGUGCCAUUCGCCAAUGGCAAUAAUAAGCCUUUGCUUAUUAGCUCAGACGUAUCAACAUGCUAGUUCUGUCGUCCAAUCCCUAGUUGAGGAAGAUAUUAAUGUUAAGUUCUUGGUCCAACUGGACAAAUUGAUCCAUCUAUUGGAGACUCCCACCUUUGCUUACCUCAGACUGCAGCUUCUUGAACCUGGAAAAUAUAUUUGGCUUUUGAAAGCUUUGUAUGGUCUUCUGAUGCUGCUUCCCCAGCAAAGUGCAUCAUUUAAGAUUCUGCGGACCAGAUUGAAAACCGUACCUCCGUACUCAUUCAGCGGUGAACAACUAAGGAUGGCGUCAUCUGGGAUCCCCUAUUCACUAAUGAAUUAUACAGGGAGUGGGUCACAAAUUUCUGAGGACGGUGAUAUGCAUGAUGAUCUACAAAAUCCGCACAAUGGAAUAAAUUUUGCUUCCAGACUUCAACAGUUUGACCAAAUCCAGCAGCAGCAUCGCAUGCAUGCCAAGACACAGACCCAGUCACGAUACAGCUCCACUUCUUCAACAAAGUUGGUUCAGGAGGUUCAAAGACUGGAAGAGCCAAAGAGACCUUCAGCAGCACAGGAGCUGAGCCGGCCUCCUUCAAGGUCUUUGCGAAGAGGUCCAGGCCAACUACAACUUUGAGUCUUUUGGGUUUUUGUGCUUUAGUUGAGGUUCAUUAUACAGCAAUCUCGGCGUUAGCCGAGCCUCUUAGCAUAAGUGUAAAUUGUAUAUUCUAGGAGUUGGUUUUUGUUAAAAACUUCCAGAGGUUGUUGGGAUGGUGGAAGUUGGGUUUUGGCAUCCAUGCUCUCGGAUAUUUCCGAGCUAUUCUUUUUUAGCGGACAGAUGACACCAUGUGGUUAUGUUGUUUUUAUUAAAGCCAUAUGGGAAGAAGAGGUAGAUAUCCAAUUUAGGAUACUUGAUGAAGAUUGUUUUUUAGUAAUUCAUCCCUUGCAACCAUUAAAUAAAUAUAAAUAUAUCUACUUGCCCA
Messenger RNA from Coffea arabica (coffee), 2970 nucleotides. RefSeq names its product protein VAC14 homolog. The record is from RefSeq and is a predicted model, not a curated record. Lineage: Eukaryota; Viridiplantae; Streptophyta; Magnoliopsida; Gentianales; Rubiaceae. Gene Ontology annotation, cellular component: endosome membrane; PAS complex. Gene Ontology annotation, biological process: phosphatidylinositol biosynthetic process.